Molecule: messenger RNA, 1317 nt
Organism: Eutrema salsugineum
Lineage: Eukaryota; Viridiplantae; Streptophyta; Magnoliopsida; Brassicales; Brassicaceae
Product: caldesmon-like
Exons: 5
Coding region: 1-1317 (438 amino acids)
Source: RefSeq, a predicted model, not a curated record
AUGACUUCGGGGGGUCAGCGUAUCGAGUCGAGCUUAGAAUCUGGCUCUAGAUCUGAUAGGGAGUCUUCCGAGAGUGCGAGCUCUUCUCCUGAAAUAUCUUCGAGGUCUGAUACUCAGUCGGAUCGAGAACAGUCUCCAUCUGCUGAAUUAGUGGAUCGAGUCCGCUCUGAAGGGGCGUCUCCGCGAGGUGAAACGGACCUUCGGAUAGUUCCCUUCGAGGAGGAUCGAUAUGAUGGGGAGGCUUCAGAGCAUGUCGAGGACGAGGUCGACGAAGGGGGGGAGGAAGAAAAUGAACAGGGAGAGGGGGAAGAACAAGGUGAGGAAGUCGGACAUCGACGGAAGGGCUCCAAACGCAAGGGAGCUAUCAAAAAUCGACUAGUUGACAUUCCGUCUCAGAUGACGGCUCAACGCCUCGAGGAAUUUCAGCUUCGAUACAGCUUUCGAGGCGAGCUGAUGGCGCCGGGGCCUGAAGAUCGUCCGUGGUAUGCUCCAGAAGAUCGCAACGUUCAGCUCGGAGCUUUCCCGGAGAACUUCCACGAGAACAUCCAGAAGAUCAGAGCAGUCGGGAUUCAACACUGGCCUGACAUCCAUCGCCGAAGAGUCGAGGCUGCCAUUACCCGUAUUACGAACGCUAGCUGGAGGAGAGAAAACCAAUUAAGGGAGAGAGCGAUCGCGAUGUCUCCGAUUCAAGUGAACGCGCCUAGUCUUGCUGCGAGGCUCAGGGCCAAUCGCAGUAGUGGGGGGAAUAAAAGUCGGGAAUCUCUCGCUCAGUCAGAUCGUUCGACCCAAGCGACGGCACCUCAAAUUGUCAACGAGGUCGAAGCUCGUCAAGACAGUGAUCUCGUUGAGGAUCGCGCCCAAACGGUUGAGCCUGAGGCGGGGGCUCAAGAGGAAGGUCAGGCAGUUGCCGAGGGGCCUGAUGAAACUGCGAGGCGAUCUAGGAAGGAGGCGAAGAAGCUAAAAAGAAAAGAGAAGAAGAAAAAGGACAAGGAUGAGGUCGAGACCACCCAGCUUACCGAGGGGGCGAACCAACCCGAGGUUGAUGAGUCGGCAGCGAAGGAGGGAUCAAGGAAGAGAACCUCCGGCGAGGUGGUUGCAGAGCUCUUCGGAUUGAUAAAGGGAUCUACCUCCGAGGUUCCCGCUGCUGAUGACGCGGUCUUCAAAGACAUGGCGGGCUACGCCUUCAAGCUUAGUAAUACUCAGUCCGUUGGGCAGAGAGCCAUGGAAGAGCGGGACGCUGCGAUUGCUCGGCGAAAGUCAGCUGAGGAGAAGUGGCAGGUCGAAAAAAGACGCUCCAAGCAAUUGGAAGAAGCAUGA